GCACUUGCAACGGGGGAUGACAUCGAGUCCGUUAGCCAGGUCCGUUGCACUUUUUUGAUUUUUUAAUUAAUAUAAACCCAGUCCAUUUGACGGAUUGAUCCGUAAAUAGCAUCUUGACGGACCCGGUCCGUGGGCGACGUGGCGGAGAGAGAUUGGACGGAGGAGCGUUUGUGUUUGGUAAUGGGGAAAAAAAAAUUCAUUUCGACGAAAGCAAAGAAAAAAAAAACCUCUCAACUCUCUAGGGCGAUUUGUCGGAUUCCACCGUCGCGAUUCAACUCCGUGUGAUCCUCAAGGUAAGUCGAAGCGUUUUCUUCUAUAUUAAUCGAGCUAGAUUGUUUCCAUUUAUAUUCAAUCGAGUUGGGAUCGUUUGUAUCAAAAUUAGGGUUCGCAAAAAAGCUGCGAUUUGGGGAUUUUUUAUAUUAGGGUUUGAAAACCCUUUUGGGUCUCGGUCGCUUUAGGGGUUUGAAAACCCUUUUGGGUCUCGGUCGCUUUAGGGAUUUGAAAACCCUUUUGGGUCUCGAUCGAUUUUGGGGAUUUGAAAACCCUUUUCGGGUGUCGAUCGAAUUAUGGAUUUGAAAAUUGUGCAUUUUUCCCAUUCGAUUUAGGGUUGCCGCUCUAUUUAGUGUUGAUAAGUUCGUCUUUCUUAUUGUUUAUCAACAUUAGUGCUAAUCUUUGCUUUUUGCUUGUCUCUUUCUUUGCAGGUUAACAAAAAUGGGAAGGUAUAGCUAUAGCCAGCCGUCCUCAUCAUCAGCAUCCGUCGACAUCACCUCACUUCUCGAAGCUGAAGCUCAGAUCUACGCCGAUGAAGCUCAGAGUAGCUUCGGUAAUGGAGAGCCGUUUCAGAACCAACCUCAACCUGAGGGGGAUGAUGGCAUCCCGACGAUCUGCUACUGUGGGAGUGAGCCGGUUGUUGCUACAGCCUACACGAAAAAAGAUCCAGGCCGUAGGUAUUUCACCUGCAACAAUGUCGUUGAUGGAGCCACUCACAUCUGGAAGUGGUUGGAUGACGCGGUCUUGGAGGAGAUGAGGGACUUUCAGACGGAGAUAAGAAGGCUUAAGGAAGCAGUUGCAGAGAGAGAGCAGAAGCUGCUGCUGCUAGAGAAGACUUUGUACGACGCAGGAAAGGAAACCACACGAGUUAAGCUAAUGGUGUGCCUGCUAGUGGUCAUAGGUUUGGUAAUCUUGGUUCUACAUGGAGUAGCUGCGAAGGCUUCAAUGGGGACUAUUCUAUCACAUGUCCAAUGGCGAAAAAAGUAAAGGUAGUUAUUUGAGGUCACGGGAGUUGUCACGGGUGGAUUUAGAGUACUGAGAGCAUUUUGGCAUGUAGCUCCUGCUCAUAAGUCACGGGUUUUCCCUUCUUGUAGUAUAAGUACUCGGAUAUGUAUGUCUUUCUCCUCAACAUCAAAAACCUUAUCAUCAAAACCUUUGUAAUAUUUUGGAACGAAAACCAUUGUAAUAUUUGUCUGCUACUUGCUUCUCUCAAUCCUUUGUAUCCAUCUCAUCAACUUGCUUCUCUGUACCAUAACCAUAAUCAGGUUUCGGUUGUUGUUUCAUAUGGCUUACAUGCAUUUUGUUUCAGUUUUACAUGCAUUUUGCUCGCUAUCGUCUUUGGCAUCUUAGGUUUUACAUGCUUGUUAAUAUGGCUUACAUGCAUUUUGUUUCAUAUGGCUUACAUGCAUUUUGUUUCAGUUUUACAUGCUUGUUAAUAUAUGUUUUAACUUUUAACUAGUUGUAUCAGUUAUAAGAACGGCUAUAUUUAUUCUCACUUUGUUUCUAGAAUUUUCUUCAUUUAUAAAAACUAGAAUCCCAAACUACCAAAAAAUAAGAAAAGAUUUAAAAGUAGAAAAAUUCAAAAUAUUUUUAACUUAUAAGAAAAAAAUAGAAAAGAUUUAAAAGUAGAAAAAAUCAAAAUAUUUUUAACUAGAAAAUAUUUAAAAGUAGAAAAAUUCAAAAUAUUUUUAACUUAUAAGAAAAAAAUAGAAAAGAUUUAAAAGUAUAAAAAUUCUAAAUAUUUUUAACUAGAAAAUAUUUAAAAGUAGAAAUAACCUAAAUAUUUUUAACUUAUAAGAAAAAAAUAUAAAAGAUUUAAAAGUAGAAAAAUUCAAAAUAUUUUUAACUAGAAAAGAUUUAAAAGUAGAAAUAAUCUAAAUAUUUUUAACUUAUAAGAAAAAAAUAGAAAAGAUGUAAAAGUAGAAAAAUUCAAAAUAUAAGAAAUCUUCUAAGCAACUUAUUAUUUAUCCACCAGGAUAAGCAAUGUCGUCAUCUUCAUCUGAUGAAAAUGAUGAAAUCGAGGAGAGAUUGGAUGAUAUUAUCGAAGAUUUCAUUGACGAAAUUUACGACGAUAUAGUGGAGGCCGAACCCAUACCGCAAAGAACCCGUAGCUAUACUGAACGACACCGCGAAGGAGGACAGCACCAGCUAAGCAAUGACUACUUCAACGACGACCAUUCGACAUAUUCGAUACAAACUUUCAGACGCCGAUUCCGCAUGAAUAAGGGAUUAUUCAUGCGUAUUGUCGAUGGCCUUGAACAAUUCUUUCCAUUCUUUCAGCAAAGAAAAGAUGCAACGGGGAGGUGGGGUCUUACUGCACUACAAAAAUGCACGGCAGCAAUUCGUCUACUUGCUUAUGGAAAUUCGGCUGACACGGUUGACGAAUAUCUCCGACUUGGUGAGAGCACUGCACUUUCUUGUUUACAUCAUUUCACUGAUGGGAUAAUACAGUUAUUCGGAGAUGAGUAUCUGCGACCACCCACAGCAGAGGAUCUUCAACGACUACUCGAUAUGGGAGAGAAACGAGGGUUUCCUGGGAUGGUCGGGAGCAUUGACUGUAUGCACUGGGAGUGGAAAAAUUGUCCAACCGCUUGGAAAGGACAGUACGCCCGUGGCCACGGAAAACCGACUAUUGUUCUAGAGGCCGUAGCUUCACAAGAUCUUUGGAUUUGGCACGCAUUUUUUGGUCUUCCAGGUACCUUAAAUGAUCUUAAUGUCCUCGAUCGAUCUCCUGUGUUUGAUGACCUUUUAGAAGGUCGAGCUCCCAGUGUGAGGUACAUGGUCAACAACCACAUGUAUAAGUUGGCAUAUUACCUCACAGAUGGUAUAUAUCCAAAAUGGUCAACAUUUAUCCAAACUAUCGCACUCCCUCAAAGUCCUAAACAACAGUUAUUUGCUCAAGUUCAAGAAUCAGUCCGAAAAGAUGUCGAACGGGCUUUUGGAGUAUUGCAAGCUCGGUUUGCGAUUGUGAAAAACCCGGUUCGUACAAUGGCCAAAGAGAAGAUAGGGAAGAUAAUGAGAGCAUGUAUCAUACUACACAAUAUGAUAGUUGAAGAUGAACGAGAUGGUUAUUCAAUGCGGUACGAUAUUUCAGAAUUUGAAGAAGGAGAAUCUUCCAGAACUUCGGAGGUCCUAAACGCAAACCCUACACUAAACGAAAUCCCGACAAUUCUCAAUAAUAUAUUUCCCAACCGAAAUGAUCUUCGUGAUAGGCAAACUCAUGAACGAUUGAAGAAUGAUUUGAUCGAAAACAUUUGGAAUAAAUUUGGCGAUGAAGAUUAAUAAUUAGUAUCUUUAUAUUUAAACCUUGUAUCUUUUAAUCCUUGUAUCUUUAAAUUGAAUCCUUGUACCUUUUAUUUUAAUUAUGCAAUUAAUAAAUUUUCAAUUUCAAUUUUUAAAAAAAAUAAUAAUAAUAUUUUAAUGUUAAGGACUCCGUCUUCGGGAUCACCAUUGAACGAGCUUUUUGGACUCGAGUCCUUCACUGUUCAAACAAAAACAAAAAGCAAAAAAAUUUAUAAUAAACAAUUCCCAAGGAUCCCAAUGUGGGGAUGACCAUUGCAAGUGCUCUUAUUGACUUAUUUCCCAGCCGGUUCAAUUAUUAAUUUAGAAAAUACUAGCGCAAUAUGUAUAAAAGUCUUUGGGUCAUGCUUGUCGCAUCUAAUAAUCACAAACCAACCAUAUAAAAUGUGGAUUUUGCAUAGUUAUAACUUAUAAAUAUAGUACUUGGUGAGUUCAGAGGCACAUGCCUCCGCGAACCUGCAUUGGCUGUGUGUCAACGAAAGCUAAGUGAUGAUGAGUAGUACUGAAAAGUAUACUUUUGUUUGGGUAAUAAUCAUAUUGCAGAUUAUAGGUAAUGAUGAACAAACCCAAUGCACUUCUAAUUCUUUGCUUUAAACUAGUUUAGAAAUUCGUCAAAUUAGACAGAGUUCAUUAUAGUCUUUUUCGCUUCAGUUUACUCGGUACGAUUACUCUAGUUUGCUAGAAACUUACUGAGCGAAGUAAACUUAUCUCGAUUUGGUUUGAUAUUUGAUUUUUUCUUUAUUGUAAUACAGUCUGGAUUAUUCUUACACACCACCAAACAGUAGUUACUGCACAUGAAUUUGUCAUUAUAUUCUUCAAAACUAUGUACUGCAUGCUAAAAAGGCAAAAUAAAACUGGAAAAGAAAAAGAUGAAAGUGGCAAAAUGAAAUAAAAAUGAAAUCUAUAAACGGUAUAGUUUUUGCGUGUAAAGGAGGAGAAGACAGACCUGGCAUCCAAAGCUGCGUUGAACCAUCAUUUUCUUACUUUCCCCCAUCGUAUUACAUAUCUUGAUCCUUUAUCCAUUUAAUAGUAACAAACUAAUAGCAUGUUUCUUAUAUUUUUAAAUGAUCGGUUUAUGUAUUUCUAACAUGGACGGAAAUACGUUUGGUUGUAAAGGAUGCCAGGAAAAACUAUCAUCAUUACAUGUCGAAAUGAAGAAGAGUCUACGUUUGGCUAUGUCGUACCUAAGAAAAAAAAACAUUCAUUCAGCCGUUUCUGAAACAGAUUGUACGAAUAUUUUUUUUUUUGGUAAAAUUUAAUUUUUUUUUGAUAGGAUUACAAAAGAUAACAAGAAGAAAAUAAAAAAAUUUAAGACUAAACACAAACUUAAACUGUUUUAACAGGAGCAUACACAAGAACCAGAACCUACCGAGAGGCUCGACCAAGUCCACACCAUCCACUUGCCACGAAAAAUGAGCCAAGUUCAAAGCCGGAACCCGGUAAUUUUGGCUUCCCUAAUGAAUCCACUCUUAAAAAUAAUGAUCUAUCUAAGAAAAGCUUGCCGAGAGCUUCAUAGCACCUAUCCACACAAACAGACAGUCAGUGGCGGACCUAUGUAUAAAGAAGGGGGUUCAGCUGACACCUCUUAAAUUUUAUAAAUCUAGUUUGUUAAAUAUGUACAACUGAAUUUCGCUAGUUCUAGUGGUGUUCUGACUUCGGCUGACACCCCUAAACCAGGGUUCAAACUGCUCUUGACACCUUAUUUUCUUUCUUUUUUUAGUUUUGAUUUUAACGCUCAAUUAAUUUCUGACCCAAGUUUAUAAAAAUCAUGGGUCCGCCACAGUAACUGUAGCGGCCAAGCAUACCCGCAUCAACUAAACUGAGCAUUUAUUAGACCGGAGACGAACAGAGAGCACGAAGUACAACACCCCCAAAUGUCAAACGGCCAAAGACCGGGUUGAGAUUGCCACUGAACUCUGAACAGACAAUCUCUGAACCUGCACAAAACUAGCUAAUCACCCAACCCAAGAUGAUCAGCAGCUUAGGCACUGGGAUGAGUACGAAUAUUUAUACAAAAUGACUAAAGAAUCCAUAGAUUGACACAAGUUCAAAGCAGAUUUGGAGGAAUUCACCCAGUACAGUGAUUUUUUAGAUUUACAACUUUUAAUAUAUGUCCUGAUUCUCUUGUUAAGAGAACACAUGUACAAAAUUCUUUAUCAUCUCAUAUAAUUCAUAACCAGUUGGUACUAUCGGAUUCUCCCUAAAUCCAUAGCGAUGGCCAAACUUGAUUUAAUUUGUAUGGGUCCUGUUAAAAAAAAAGAACCGCGGAGUUCUUGAUAUAAAUCAUAACUAUUUUGGUGAGGCACUAUUUGCAAAACAUGGAGAAGACAAAAAAAACUUACAACCAGUAAAUAGUGUAGCUUUACAAAAAGCUUCCCCCAUACUUAUAAAACAAAGCGCCAAGUCUCAGCUUUUGAAGCUAUUCCAAACUGAUACUAAAAACUUACAUUGACCUUAAUUUUCUGAAGUUCCAACUUCCAAUAAGUAAAAAAGUAAAAGCAAUGGUGCCAAAAAUUCUUAAAUCAGUCAGUUAAAAUAGUAUGGGCUAUGGUUUGUAACUUUGCAAGACACCAGCACCCGGUUGGUUAUACAUACUUAAUCAACCUACUCAUAGCACCAAGUACCAACACAUCUUAGUUUCAAUACCUUUCCUAGUUUCAAUAUUUGGUUUAGCUUGAUAUGUGUGAAACAUUUUGUGAUCAAACAGUGAUGGAAGUUAAAGGAAAAAAAAAGAGAAUCAAAUAAUUAGCUGAUUAUAUUGCAAAAAUUAACUUUUUAAAAAUAUGAACAAGGUGAUGGCUCAUCACCUUUAUCUCUUCAUACAGGAGAGAAGAAAAGGUAAGAAUAAUAGCAAAAGCUAACUCAUGCUGCGAUCAAUGUCAAAAGAGAAGAAAAGCUUUCUUAAC
Messenger RNA from Brassica rapa (field mustard), 6476 nucleotides. Its product is annotated as putative nuclease HARBI1. The record is from RefSeq and is a predicted model, not a curated record. NCBI's taxonomy places the organism in Eukaryota, Viridiplantae, Streptophyta, Magnoliopsida, Brassicales, Brassicaceae.